UCGCCCUCUUCCGCCGAAAUUGUCAAGAUGACGUCAAAAAGGCGAAACAACGGACGUAGUAAGAAGGGUCGUGGACACACCAAACAUGUCCGAUGUACAAACUGUGCGAGAUGUGUCCCCAAGGAUAAGGCCAUCAAGAAAUUUGUGAUCAGGAAUAUCGUGGAGGCAGCUGCUGUCCGUGAUAUCUCAGAUGCAAGCGUAUAUGAUGUGUAUGCCCUUCCCAAGCUGUACGCUAAGCUACUGUACUGUGUGUCAUGCGCCAUCCACUCCAAGGUGGUGAGGAACAGGUCCCGUGAGGCCCGUAAAGACAGGACACCUCCACUUCGCUUCAGGCCCAUGAGGGACGGGAAUGCCCCAAGACCAGGUGGAGCUGCCGGUGGUGGCGGCGGAGGAAGUGGCGGCGGUGGUGGUGGCAGCGGUGGCGGUGCUCCAGCUGGACCACGUUAAACUCGACAGAUUAUAAAUAAAUGUCAAGACAAUGAAA
This is a messenger RNA of Ylistrum balloti, 484 nucleotides long. Its product is annotated as small ribosomal subunit protein eS26-like. Gene Ontology annotation, cellular component: cytosolic small ribosomal subunit; ribosome. The coding region runs from base 28 to 447 and encodes 139 amino acids. The record is from RefSeq and is a predicted model, not a curated record. The transcript has 4 exons. Gene Ontology annotation, biological process: translation. Gene Ontology annotation, molecular function: structural constituent of ribosome; mRNA binding. Lineage: Eukaryota; Metazoa; Mollusca; Bivalvia; Pectinida; Pectinidae.